Molecule: messenger RNA, 1993 nt
Organism: Glycine soja
Lineage: Eukaryota; Viridiplantae; Streptophyta; Magnoliopsida; Fabales; Fabaceae
Product: diacylglycerol kinase 5-like
Exons: 9
Coding region: 181-588 (135 amino acids)
Molecular function (GO): ATP-dependent diacylglycerol kinase activity
Source: RefSeq, a predicted model, not a curated record
CAACAUCGAUAUCGAAGGACCCAAGUGUCCGGAGUUGUUUGUGAUCUCAAGUUAUCUCAUCCGCCACCCAUAGCCACGGUUCCGUUGGGCACAGGGAAUAAUCUACCGUUUGCAUUUGGUUGGGGGAAGAAGAACCCAGGGACGGAUGAACAGGCGGUCAAGUCAGUUCUAGAUCAAGCAAUGAAAGCUAAGGAAAUGAAAAUAGACAACUGGCACAUUCUUAUGCGGAUGAGAGCUCCAAAACAUGGUCCAUGUGAUCCAAUUCCUCCUCUUGAGUUACCACAUUCUUUGCAUGCCUUCCAUCAUAUAUCUGAGGCAGAUGAACUUAAUGUGGGGCUGUUGUUGUUUCUUAUUGCUCCUCAGGAAGGUUGCCAUACUUUUCGUGGGGGAUUUUGGAAUUACUUCAGCAUGGGAAUGGAUGCUCAAGUCUCAUAUGCAUUUCAUUCUGAACGUAAAAUGAAUCCUGAAAAAUUCAAAAAUCAGUUGGUCAAUCUGAGUACUUAUGCUAAGCUUGGAUGCACACAAGGAUGGUUUUUUGCUCCUCUGUUCCUUCCUCCUUCCAGCAACAUAGCACAUCUUGCAAAGUAAAAGUCAUGAAAACACAUGGUUGUUGGGAAGACCUGCAUAUUCCUUCCAGGUAUAUCAUUUUAUAUACUCAUAUAUGACCUUUUCUUUUGUUAUAUUGGAAGUAUAAACAGUUGAGUAGGCAAGAGGAAAAAGAGUGCAGUGGUGGAUUGAACCUCUGAUGUCAACAGCAUGCAAGUCUUAAAACUUGGGCCAAUGUCCAUUGAGCUACAGGCUCAUUAGCAUAUAUCUACAAAAGUGAAUGUCUAAAAAAAUUCAGGUUAGGGGGUAAACUCCUGGAUUUUCAAACUACCAAAGAUCCAAAGCCACACUUAACUAUGCUUGAUAGCUUUCCAAUUUUAUUGUUAUAUCAUGUCUAUUCACGUUUUUCAGAACUUUUGCUUUUAUUGAUGUUUCUCUUGUUUAGUUGAUGAUUACUGUCUCGUCACAUCGGCACCUUAUUGAGUAUGGAUAUUUUUGGGAUUAAAAAGCCAUUUAAUCAACUUCCAUUAUGUCCAUCUUCUGUUCUUUCUGCUCCAGUUUACUUCUGGAAUAAAGAUCUGAUGUUUUAUUAACACUCUUUUCAUUUUAUAUACACCAUCAGGUCAAUUGUAUGCCUUAACUUGCCUAGCUUUUCUGGUGGAUUGAAUCCAUGGGGUACACCAAACAGGAUGAAGCGGCGUGAUAGAGAUUUGACACCUCCAUAUGUAGAUGAUGGCCUUAUAGAGGUGGUUGGUUUUAGAGAUGCCUGACAUGGCCUUGUUUUGCUUGCUCCAAAUGGAAAUGGAACUCGCCUUGCUCAGGCACACAGAAUCCGCUUUGAGUUUCACAAAGGUGCAGCAGAGUAUACGUUCAUGAGGAUUGAUGGGGAACCUUGGAACCAACCCCUCCCAGUUGACAAUGAUACAGUUUUGGUGGAAAUUUCUCUCCAUGGCCAGGUUAACAUGCUCGCCACUCAUGAUUCCAAGUCCAAAAGUGUGAAUGAUCCAUCAUCACCACACCAUAAUGAUGUUGAGGAAGAUGAUAGUGAUGACGAAGAAGCUAAAGCAGAUGAAUUCCGGAAGUUUGGCACGGCAGAUACAUUUAAAAUCCCAGACGAGGUGGACCAUGCUCAUCUUAGUUAGGUCUUUCAUUGUGAAAGCCAUUCUUCUUCAGAGUUAUGCACUUGACAACAUUGUCUGCCUAGCUGUUAAUAGGAUUUUUAUAAAUAUUUGUUCGUUGCCUUUUAAUUGUAUCACCUAUUUGAUCUAUUCUAGCAGCGUUAUGUCUGUAAACAUGUGAAUAGUAAUUAAGAAUUGAGAUGCAAUAAUUCAUUUGAUAUAAACGUUUGUGCAGAUACUACCUGUUUAGAAUUGAGAUGCAACAACUGCUUUGUUGUAAACUUUUGUCCAGUUGAAAAUAGAAAUACAUACCUAUUUUUAAUAUAUAU